Porites lobata is the source of this 9036-nucleotide messenger RNA. The record is from the annotation of a GenBank genome assembly. NCBI's taxonomy places the organism in Eukaryota, Metazoa, Cnidaria, Anthozoa, Scleractinia, Poritidae.
AUGAGCGACAAUCGUGGGCUGCGGCAGCAGGUGUGAAAGGAACCCGGACUCCUUGAUGUUAGAUAUAAAACGCCUGCAAGCCUUAGUCUUAUGUAAGACGCGUCUUAUUUUUCCUCGUAUAAAUGGCCCUAAUGAGAAAUGCUAACGGCCCGGAAGGUGAAAAUGAGCGGCAGUGAAAAACAAAAGCGAAGAUGCCGACACAGGAGACAAAAUAUUGGGUAAGCACAUACGACAAUUCCUCCAUAAAAGUAAUGUGUAACUAAGAAGUUUGACGUUUUAGCCCUACAAAACAGCGUUGUAGUUGCGCAAAACAACGGCAAAGAAAGACAAAAAGCGUGCUGCAUGUGCAAAUUUGUUUUCUUUUCCUAAUUAGAAAAAAAAGUGUACUGCACGUGCAAUUUGUUUUUUUGCUAGUUAGAUCUAUUGAUCUUGAUGCCAUUUUCAUUGCCGUCCCCGUUUAGCAUUACACGAUUUAAGUUUUUUUUGUUUUGAAUUAUUAUUAACAAAGCUUCGCUUUUAGCCCUGGCUAAAUCUAUAUAUUGCAUACCCUUCUACGGCGCCAGACCAUGCUUAGGACCUUUUGACUGGGCUGGUCCGAUUUCCAAGAUCUCGCCUCUCCUCUAAAUCCUUUGUAAAAUUUUGGAUGUGUUCAUAUGAGAGGGUGGGAUGGCUCGGUUCCCGAGAUCUCGGUUUUUCCAACCGGGAUCUCGGUAAGCAGGCUCAAAAUUUUGCCAUAUGAACAUUUCAGCCCGGUUACCGCGAUGAAAGCGGGAUAAAUUCUAGCGGCUCGGAUGGCGUUGUCUUGCCUUGCCUGCUGUGUUUUCUACGUCAUAAGCAUCCCAUUUAACUGCAGCGAUACAGCUUUAAGGGUUGCCAAAUCUAUGGUUGGCGCGAAAGUUAUAAAUAUUGUGUUUUCCCAUGUUUGUUUUGUUUUUCGAAUUUCUCGCCGGCACUCGUCUCUUCUUCAGGUCAUCAAUGCGAUUUACCUAUCACUUACUGAUUAGGCGCUGGGCAGCCUUUGUGGGGUAUAGCUACUCCAUUAACUACUAAAGUGAUACAGCUUGUCCAGCAGCCGCGGAAUAAAACGACGGUUCCUCAUUUCAGAAGACCUUCGAGUGCAAUGUGGCAGUCUGUCAUAUAAUUUUGCGAACUGCUGCGUGUUACUUCAAGACCAUCCCUACGUAAUACAUAGACGAUCUCUAAAUCCGUCCCGCAGCUCUGUGCACAAGAGAACAGCAAAAAUCUUCCUUUGAUCACCCAAUUAAAUUUCAAAAGGUGAACUAAUUUAAUAUUUCUUGGCCUAAAUAGCGGCACUCCAGAACUGCAAGAACUGCCUGUAUUCGUAACUCGAUGGCUUCACGUUCACCAUUUACACUUCGGACUUAAAAAAAAACAAGGGAGGCACGGUUCGAGGCCAGGGGCCUAAAAAUCGGGAGCCGGGGCCUUGAACUCUUAACACCGUGGUUGCACCUUUUACUGAUGUAGACAUAAAUUUAUCUCUGCAGGCCGGCGCUAUUGUGAAAUCUUACAAGUGCUAUGUUUUGAAUUGGAUUCGGAUACCUUUGAUGAACGUUUUGAUGUGCACUUUGCACGACUUGCGCGUUGUGUCUCCGUAAAAUACUACGAAAUAUAACUUUCUUGAAGCCAAGUCUAAAAGAUUCGUUAAAGAUCGCAUAGAGAACAGGAUUCAUGGCAGAGUUAAGCACUUGAAGCCAAAGGAUAAAUGGAAUUAACCAGAUGGGUAAAGUGCGUGCCAGCUCUGUAGCCAGGGGAUGUAUCCAGACGAAAAUAAAUUGCGGUGCCCAACAGACAAAAAAUGAAAGUACAACAGCAAUCAUCAUUUUGGUGAUUUUCCGUGCCAUACGAUUUGCUCUUUGUUGUUGCAAAGCGCUCGGUUCUCCAGGAACAUGCCUUGUCCACAGAUGAUAGAUGAUGAUUGGGUAAAGUAUUAGCAUCACUGUAAAUGGAAGCAGAAAGCAUAUGCUCAGCGUGAUCACCAUACUUGAAGGAACUUGUUCUUCGUGGCAGACUGAGAUGUUCAGUCUUGAACUCGAGGAACUUUUACCGCCAUUUUCGUGCCACAUGUGUAUGGGAAGUAAAAUAGCCGCGAGCCAUAUUGCAGGAAUAAUAACCUUUGUGAAUUUGGACCAAGGUUGGUGCUUUAGUGGUCGGAUCACAGCCAAAAAGCGAUCUGUUUGUAUCCCAACCAGGCUAAAACUACAGCCCAGGAGAGCGACCAAAACAAGAUAGAAAUUCAGUUUGCAUAGCAAACCUCCAAAUGUCCCAGGAAUCCAAACUAAUCCAACAAACAAGAACUUGAUUAAUGGCGGGCACGUCACUGAUGUCGUUACCAAGUCUCCACAGGCCAUGUUGAGUAUAAGAAGGAAUGUGGUGGACUUCAAUAGCUGAUCCUUCCUGAUUAUAUGGAUCACCAUCGAGUUACCGAGGAAGGAUACAAUAAAUGCCAGGCUGGUCAGGAACGUGAAGACUACUUUGAUAGUUAGGGAAAAGUCUGGCGAUUUAAGGAUAAACAAAGAUAGGGAAAAAAGCAAAGUGGAACUCAGAAUUCAACUUUUCUCGAUGUUCAAAAAGGUCAAAAAGCCUCAAAUUAAGUUAGUAUAAGCAUGACUUCACUGCUAAAGAAUGAGAAACUUAUUCAGUUUUCCUCUUUGACACCAAGCCUGGAUCCUUUUACGAAGAAAACACGAUGAUAAAAUUUAGUCAAAGCUCAUAAAUACACAAUUUAAAGCACUUUGUAUUGCCUAGAAAACGCCAUAAAGUCAGGGUGGUAAGUUGCAACUGUUUUUUUAACGCCAGACUUGUGGACCACUCGAAACACAUUAUUAAAAUUUUCGGUUAAAAUCCAGGGUUUAUGAUUUUUUUCAUAUAAUACCAAAGCAAUUAAUUUUUUAUGAAUGUCUUUUAAUGUGAUAUAAUAAGAUCAAAGUAUUUUUCCUUUUGGUUUUCUAGGUCUGAAAUUAAUUUAAAUCCAAACAACUAUUGUGAUAUUAAAAAAACUCCAGAUUUUUGAAAUUUCUUAAAGCCGUUUAUUAAUAUCUGCAAUAAAACGGACCAAAAUCGGUGAUAGAAAAUUAAAUAUUAUGCACCGAAUAAAAAAAGCUUUUCUGGCUAAUGACGAUUUUAUCCUACCUUGUGUUCGGCGGUCUGUACUAUUUUCCAUUCUAGGUGCUGCUUUUUUGGUAAUGGUCAAACUAAUUUGCAGCUUUAUCCUCUCUUGGAACUGCGAAUUAUUACAACGCCUCUGAAACUGGCCAAGUAAUUAUUCUGAAUUAAUUAACGUGUUUUGUACAACGGCUGAAGUUUGUUUAUUCUUCUCUUUGUGUAGCCUCAUAUAUAUUUGGUUAAAAAUAAAUAUAUAUGAUCAGUUUUUUUAAUUAGAAAAGUUGCUUCUUAGCGAUCUGCUUGUGGAUGCCAUGAAGUAUCUUAACAGGUUUAAGAUCAUUGAAACUACAAGAAAGUUUUUCUUAAUAUGGUAAUUUAAUUUAAUCUCGCACUUCCCAAACCAGAGAUACGAUCAGCUAGAUACAAUUUAGCACAGAAAAGUAAAUGGAGAGACUUGAGAUUAAUGCGGAAACUUUCCCCUGUACAAAUACAAACAAAGAAGGAAGGCACGUACUCAUCAAUUAUAAAUUCACAGACAAAAAAUUAAAUUUAACGCAAAAAGUUAAUAACCGACACCUCUUUUAAGUUACUGUUUGUCCUUUAUUUGAGUGUUUAUUCAGUGGAGACCUUUUUAGCAUUGACUUUUCAAGGAUGUCGGACUAAAACGUUUCAGUUAGAGUGGCAGUCAAGAGCGCUUCUGGCGCUUGAACCUUCUCUGACGAGUUUUUCACUGUCGAUCGCCAUUAUCAUUUACAUUAUUUCGCACCUUACAGCUGUAUACACAAACGGCAAUUGGUUUGCACUUAGACUGCAAAACAGUCCGUAUUUUGGCGUAUUCAAGUACGCACCAAGCAGUGAAACAAAAGGUCUGGAACUUCUUUACUGAUUGUGACAAAAAACCGACUGUUUUGCAGUCUAGUUUGCACUAGAAAAGAAGAAGUUUAGCAGCUUUUUAAAAAACCUCUAAUUUCAUUCGUUUUGUUUGUUGUAAAGCCUCAUAACAGUACAGCAUUGCAGCCCGGCGGAACUUGUAACUCAAGACAUCACCUGCUCCAUGAGGCCACGUGAGUGUGAGAGCUAAGAGCUCAAUCUUGCUGUAACAUGACUUCUCUUGGGCUGUAUCAUGGCUAUCUAGAAAAAGGCGGAAAUUUGACAGGAGACAAAAAGAAAAACGUGAGAAAACUAACAUGCAUAUAGCUGUAACAGGCACAAAAAUACAUUCAACAGAAAAUGAUAAAAAGCAACACUUUCUUGUGGUACUGUAUAUUAUGCUGUACCAGGGGUUUUAACUUCUCAGCGGGGGCAUGGACUCCUGUUCUCAGUCGUUCAAUAUUUUUUUGCUUACAUCUUGAAGGUACGAAUUUGUCUUAUCAUUUUUUUAAGAUCAUGAUUCUAACUUGGAAUACCGUAUUUCCUCGAAUAAUAGCCGGGGGCAAUUAUUUCUUUUUUCGUACAAAAAGGGGGCGAUUAUUGGACGGAGGCGAUUAUUUAAAAUAUUGCUCACUGGAAGUCGUGCCCUCAAUAUUAUGCUAUAUUUUCCUAUUAAAUCAAAAAAUAAUCACGUCAGUAUACUGAUGGGCUCCUGACUGAACAUGGGCUUUUUUCAAAGUAUUCCAAGUUUAGUUCCUUUAUUAAUUUUCAGAGCUUGAAUCGUUACUGAUCAGUUUUGCUGAGUCUCAUUGCACUUCAACUUGACAGGAGGGAUAAAAGGAAGAGAAGAUGGCGAGAGGGGCAGGGGAGGGACGAUUAUUCGUGGGAGGCGAUUUAUAAGAGGCGAUAUACGGUCAGCUCGUCAACAGGCCACUUACAAAAAGCUCGAAAUUUACGCGAGGGACUGGGAAUAGACAGCUGGCGCGGGAGAUUUACAUGAAAAUAGCGUGACGAAGAUAAACAAAGUCUUACAAAUUUUCGCCAAAUUCGGCGUCCGUUUGGGUUUAUUUUCCAGUACUCGACACCUAUGGAACGACAAGAAGUAGUUCUAAGCGACGGAGAUGGUUUUCAGAGUACUCAAACGCUCUUUAAAAGAGUCAUGGCCGUAUGUUACAUACAGACCGUGAUCACGGUAAUCAAAAACUCGAGGAAGACAGAUCGUCAUAAGUGAGCUGCUCUAUUUUGCAGUAAACUUGUUUAAUGUUGUUUUAACUGAUCUUCACACUCUGUACAAGAUCUGUGUUAGGCAAUGCUUAAAAUGUGUGUAUUCUUUGUGAAAUUGCAGGAGAGGAACUGGUUUCUAUUCAAAGCUAACGUUGGAUGACUUCGGCGAAAUUUUUGGCAUCUUUACGAAUAACCACGUGUUGAAUUCAAUCGGUGAAGCUGAAAAUGCAUUUGCUACUUUUGGUUAUGACGACGCGAGCGGCGGUCAGAGAGUGAAAUUAAGACCUGAAGUAAUCUUUCGAACGAACAAAGUGAGUUUAUUUAGAAAGCAAUAGUGAAAGUGAAACAUUUCUGCCAUCUGCUCAAAAGUUUAUGAUGUAUUCACACUUGGUGCUCUCCAGCUGGCACCAUGCCAAAGCAUGAUACUCACAAGCUACUAAUGUGAACACAACUUUUUUGUUGAGUACCUACCCACAUGAGACAGUGACCAGCAUAAUUAGGCAAGGUAUCCCUGCCUGAGGACAAUGUUAAGACCUGGUACUUGGCCAGGAACUAUUACUUGGCACUGGGUCCCUGUGUGCAUAAGUUCUUGGUUAACCUCAUAGCACUUUGACCAUAAUCCGGUUAUGCUCACAUUACAAAAGCCAUCUGAAACAAGUAGAUGACUGGGUACCGUAUUUACUCAAAUAAGUGCCCAACUUCGAAUUAGCGCCCACCUCGAAUAAGCGCUCAUUUUAAAGGCAGAAAAAGUUAAUAGGGACCUUAAGCAAGGACGACGGCAGUGAAGUUCUUCAUGGUUUCACUGUUGCUGGUGGAUCUCCACCCUAAUAAAAUACCCCUCUUUCUUAGGUGUCAAGAAUGUCAGAAGUGUAUUGGAAUUGGGGUCAAAACAUGGAAAUUAAGGUCGUGAAAAUUGUAGUUGAUGUCGCAGAAAUUAAAGUUUACUGAAAUUAAAAAGCAUUAAUUUCCUGUAAUAAGGUAUUUUAGGUUUCGCUCAUUUUGGUGGCUGUUCUCUUUGUUAGAAUUUUGAUAAAUUUUGUGACACAGCUCCUUAAAUGUUCUUCUUCUGUGAGAUAAGCUCUGCGAAAUCUUAGAAGAAAAACAGAAUGUUGGUACAUGAUUAUCAGUGAGCUGAAAUAAUACCUAAUAAUAUUUUAUUGUGACAAAAUCUGGAAAGUUUCUCUUCAUCAUGAGGUUUUCACUGCCAUUGACUUCUUUGUUACUCAAAGUUCCUAUGUAUCAUUAAACCUUCAGUGGUUUAUAUUAUUGUUAUUUUUUAUAACCUAUGAUUUCACUUCUAACAAGUACCCUUACCGUUUAUUUCCAGGAACUAGACUACACAUUUGUCGGCGUUAAAAAAAAAGAGAUUGAUGAUUUGAACCUAAGCAUACAGCCCAUUGCUAUGGAGCCAGAACCAGAACUUAGAAAGGAUGAUGGAAUCUUUGUAUUUCAGCAUCCCAAAGGUCAACCUAAACAGUACAGCCAAGACAAAAUAUUGGGAGUUCAACCACCUUUUGUCUUCUACAAAGCUGACACGGAAACUGGUUCCUCUGGAUCCCCUGUACUCACAACAGUUGGGUUGAAGCUGGUGGGAAUUCAUCACAAGGGCAGUGAAGAAUUGAGCUACAACAAAGGGACAUUGUGUAGUGAAGUCUUGCAGCAUCUGAAUAGUGGAAUGUGUAUGUCACUUUAGUUACUUCUGAGUUAUGUCUUGGAACGAACUUGUGGCACAAAUUUUAUUGAUAACAUAUUUUGCCACCGUUUUCAGUCUUAAUGUGUCUUAGUUCUGUGGUUUUCAUGUUGCUUUGAACUUAAUGACUUUUUGGUUGAUGGUGGAAGUUUGAUACAAUGGGUCCCUUUAUAUUAAUGAAACCCCAUUAAAACGAGCAAUAUUCCUCCCAUCUUUGCAAAAAUUGCAAAAUGCCAGCUUUUUUUGUCAGGCUAGAUACAUAAUUAUACUAGCAUAUCUUGAUUGCUAUUUAUUUUUUUCACAGAUACACAGCCUUCUGGAGGUUUCUCUGACAGCCAGGAUAAGGAAAUUUUUGAGGGUAUUUUAUCAUUGACCAAUCUUAGAGCAUUUUAUUGUUCCUCCAUCCACACCUUACCCCGUAGAGUAAAUUUAUCCACUGUUCUCAGGACAAUAAUAAUUCCAAAAAGGGUUGCCAUCUUUUCACUCUGCAAAAAUUUGCUUUGGAGAUUCCUCCAGCAAAUAUCUGUUAGCUAUAAAAAUGGGCAAAAAAAACCAAAUUAUUUUACUCAUCACUAGAAAUUCCUCAGGAAAAUAUCUUUGAGCUACAAAAAUGUGUAAAAAAUUAUUUCACUUAUUACUGGCACUAUUGUAUGGCCCUCACUUUUAUGCGUGGUUCCUUUAAAUAUUUGUACCUACUCCAUGGAGAGUCAGUAGAAAUUCUGACGUGAAAAGGGGGAGGGGGCUCUUAAAAAUGAAUAUCUGAAUUCUAAAUUCGGGGCUCAAAAAAAAUUCCUGUCCAGUAGUCUAAGACUAGAAGUUUUUUUUUUGCUGGGCAUGUAACUUGUAAAGCUUACUAGGUAAGCUUUGAAAGUUGCCCAGUAGGUAGGGGUUCAGGCAAAUCAUUCUCUAAACUAAUUCAUUAACAAAGAUGAGCAAGAAGUGGCCCUGGUCAAGAAAAAUAUGAGAGCUGCUUGCAUUGCCCAAAGGACAAGCUGGGAUUCAAUUUUUUAGCACAGUAAACUGAAAUUUAUUCAGAGAGGUGUGAAAAUGUGGUCUCACCCCGGGGGGUACUCCGGAUUUCAAGUGACAGGGAUGAAGGAUUUUUUGGGGUUUGAAAUUUUCGAUUUCAGGAUUUUUUGGGGAAGGAAAAUUUUGGCAAGUAUUUUUUUGGGAAGCUUGAUUUAAGUAGGGAUUUUUUUGGGUAUUCAAAACUAAUGUUUCUAUUUUUCAUGUUAUAUCAUUUAAUGCUUUCUGGAAAUUUUUAGGGCUCGCAAAUUCGGCAUGGGGAUUUUUUUGGGGUUAAAUUUUGGUCCAGGGAUUCUUUUUGGGGUUUGUUUAAACCCCAAGGGAUUUUUUCGGGUUUUGAUUGUUGCCCCCAUUCGAUCACACCUGUCACGUGAAAUCCGGAGUAUCCCCCUGGGGGGUCUCAACCAAAACCCUUUAUUGAGGGUGAUGUAUAGAUGUUUCCUAUAGAUAAGGAGGUAACCCUGUUUUGUAAGUGGGUGUAUUUGAAAAACUGACAGGUGCAUUGUUAUUUUCUCUACACAGAUAACCCUCCAGCCAAAAAGUUAAAAUUAGAGAGCAAAGAAAGUCAACAGCCAUCUGAGGAUGACCUUACGGAUUUGUCGAAGGAAAUUACUCCUUUUUGGAAACAUCUUGGACGUAAGCUAAAAAUACCCAAUACAAGUAUUAUGGACAUUCAGAGUGACAAUAUUCAAUUCCCAGGGGUAAAAGAGAAAGCCUUUCAGAUGUUAAUGGUCUGGGUGGAUUUGCGAGGGGAGUUAGCUACAUUUGGUGAAUUAUCAAAGGCACUGAAUGCACUUGAUAAGAACAGGCUAGCUCAGAAAUACUGCUCUUUAUAACAAUCAUUGGAAAUGUUAGCCCAUGCAGUAAGGCUGGUUUUAUGUACUGGUACAUUAUAAUUUUUGACACGGAUCUGGAGAAAGAAUUUGAGGAACCAAAAAAUCACCCAUGUAGGAUGAAUUGUAGCCUUGGACUAGCAGAUCCUUUUGGCUAAUAAUUAGUGGUCUGUAAACCCACUAUUAGCUGAUGGUUAAGUGAUGUUUGGGAAAGAACUUUGUAACAUAUGAAAGGUGGAUUCUACCUGAAUUCUCAGAGAGACACAAAUG